Belonocnema kinseyi is the source of this 2061-nucleotide messenger RNA. RefSeq lists its product as uncharacterized. The record is from RefSeq and is a predicted model, not a curated record. NCBI's taxonomy places the organism in Eukaryota, Metazoa, Arthropoda, Insecta, Hymenoptera, Cynipidae. The transcript has 11 exons. The coding region runs from base 60 to 1931 and encodes 623 amino acids.
UACGGCAAUACACUUAAAGCAAAAAUAUUGCUUUAAGUUUAUAUGAAAAAAGGGAAAAAAUGGUCAAUUUUGAAAAAAUAGUUGGCUCCAUACAAAGGCAAUUGAUUCUCAAUGAUCCUGCGUGUAAUCAGCAAGCCAGUUUUUUACUCUUAACAAAUAUACUUGAAAUUGAUGAAGAAGCGUUUCUAAUAAGACUCGUUGACUCGGGAAUUAUCAGUAACGUAAUACGGAUCAUUGGUCCUGAAACUCAAGGGAACAUACUUAAAUCGAUAGAAAUUAUAACAAAUAACGAUGUUUUUUACAAAAAUGAUCUUGUCAAUGAAACAAUAACAAGUAUCACUAAAUGUGAUUUUACACAAUCACAAGAAGAGGCGACAGCAGCCUUAAAUAUUCUAUACAAAGUAGUCACCAAAGUAUUCGAAUUUAAUGAAUCUCAGGGGGCAUCUCUAAUUCAGAAGCAUGCGGACGGAUUAUUAAGUUUUUUUACACAACCAGCCUUUGAUCAAUGUUCUUUGCUCUCUGCAACGAAAUUGUUUAAUUUCAUAAUAAAAUAUAGUGCACCGGAAUUUAAACAAACUAAUUUUUCGAAUAUAGGGUAUAUUUACAGGCUAACAGUGGAUCAUUUAUUAAGUCUCGAAGUUGGUUCUGCACUUGACAUAAUUAGAACUAUUUGCUGUAUUUCAACUUCGGUAAUCAGAGAAAUUGGCAUUCCCGAGGGACUGCGGAAUAAGGUCAUACAUUUCUGGAUCGACAGAAGCAAUACCGAUCAAGAAUUUGAUGCUUUCAUAAAAGAAUGUCUUAAUCAAGGAUAUAGUGAAUUAAAAAUCAUCAAGCUUCUCAUGGGUUUUGUUCACGAGAAUUGUAUGGAACAUCUGGAUAACGUUACAGACGCUUAUGGAGCUCUUCUGCGAUAUAGAGAUGAAAUUCCAGAAGAUGUUGUAGUAUUUGUUUUGAAAACUUUAGCAGAUGAUCUCGCUAGUUACACUCCUAGUAAUUCACAUAUGUUGAAGAUAGUGCUCAGAUUUUCUUGCAGUUUGCCGACAUCCAAUUCUGUUUCUACCAGUAUUUUAAGAAUGUGUGCGAUAAAUAUAGGAAAAAUUCUAGUUCAAGAAGGUACUGACUUUGUUUUAAAGGCCCUUCUGAUCACCCAAGCGUCCUUUACUAUUCGUCACUCUUUAUCCGUGAAUGAUUCUAAAGUUGCAGAAAUAUUUCUGAGGAACGAUGAAUUUCUUGGUGAGGUUUUCAAAAGUGGCUUCUUUUCAAAAGGAAUAACAAUGGCUCGUAGUAUUAGGACCCUAAUAUGCUUAAUUUUUUGCCAAAUAAAGUUCAAUCUUCAGUGUAAAAGUGUAUCGCAAGUGACAUUCAAGGAUCUCCAGACUCUCUUGAUAAAAAUGAGAGAAAAUGGGUGCAACCAGAUGCUUGGUGUCGAAUUGAUCAAACUGCUAUUAAUUAAUACAGUUAAUAAUCCUUUAAUCGUCCUGUAUACACCGACAAAAUUCAAGCAUUUGAGUUACAUGUUAGAAGUUUAUUUCUUGAUUCACAUUAUUCAUGACGAGUCUCAGCCUGGCAAGGAAGAACAGACUUACGAAUGUCUCUCGGCAAUGCUUGACUACACAUUCGCUCAGAAGUUUAACAUAAAUAUUUUACUCAUAUGUGCUGGAACACCUGAUCUCGUGGAAAUUGCCACUGAUAGAAUUUUAAAGUCGAAUCAGUUAAAUUUAUCCUUCUUAGAUUUUGCCACCAAAUGGUUGACAUAUCGACAGGGUUUUCGUCAGCACGUGAGAAUGAAAAUUAAAUCAUUUGCAGAAAAAUCUGCAGAUAUUCUGAUUGGUUUUCGACCACAAGUAGACCACAUAAAAAAUGAGAGUUGCGUGAUAGUAGACGAUUUUUGUACAGCUGUGGACAAUUACUUCAAGAAUUUCUAUCAAUAAAGGUCAAGUUUAGGGAUGAAAACUGAUGUUUGCAGCAUCAUUUUAAAUGUAAAUUUUAUGUUUAUGUUUAUUUAUGUAAAUUUUUGUAUCGUUUAAGUGUUAAAAAUUAAAUUAUUGUAUAAUCAAUGGG